AUGACUCAACCAGAUAUAAGUUACACAAUGCAAAACCUGAGUCAAUUUAUGUAUGGACCAAAGAGAUCACAUAUGAAAAGGGCUCUAAGGGUGGUGAAGUAUUUGAAGAAUGCACGUGGUUUGGGCAUCUUGUUAUCUUCUAAGCCUUCCUCACAACUUAUAGUUUACUGUGAUGCAAACUGUGCCACUUGUCCCAUGACAAGAAGGUCAGUUAGUGGCUUCGUAGUCAAGCUGGGAGACUCCUUGAUUUCUUGGAAAUCAAAUAAGCAAAGUACAAUGUCAAGAAGUUCAGCAGAGGCUGAAUAUAGAAGUAUGGCCAACGCAAUUGCAGAAAUGGUUUGGCUCAUUGGAAUGUGUGAGGAACUGAAGGUGAAGCAGAAUUUGCUUGUUAAACUAUAUUGUGAUAGCAAGGCAUCACUUCAAAUUGCUGCGAAUCCUAUAUAUCAUGAACGAACAAGCACAUAG
Molecule: messenger RNA, 465 nt
Organism: Nicotiana tabacum (common tobacco)
Lineage: Eukaryota; Viridiplantae; Streptophyta; Magnoliopsida; Solanales; Solanaceae
Source: RefSeq, a predicted model, not a curated record